Messenger RNA from Caenorhabditis briggsae, 846 nucleotides. The transcript has 4 exons. Bases 1 to 846 code for a protein of 281 amino acids. NCBI's taxonomy places the organism in Eukaryota, Metazoa, Nematoda, Chromadorea, Rhabditida, Rhabditidae. The record is from RefSeq and is a predicted model, not a curated record.
AUGACUCCUCAAACACCUCGCGGUCGUUUCUGCAACAAUGGAUCUGUGUCCUCCAACAGAAAGAUUAAUGAGAACAUUUUAAAGGUCUCCGGCGAAUGGAUUCAAGGAUACAUGGUAAAAGAGAAAAAUGCCAAGAAGAUUGUCAAAUCUUUCAUGACUCAUAUUCUGAUAAAUAUAACUUCACCACCGGAGAACAUCAGAAAGUUUACAAUCCGGACAUCUCGCAACACAAAGAGUGGAUAUGAGGAGCUGCCAGCGGAUGUGACACACGAAAUUAUAAGUAUGUCUCGAAAGGUUCAGAAUAUCUAUAAAAAUUACUUUGUUUACAGGACUAGCAAAAGAAGGACUAGGUUUUCAUCCCUGAAAUCCAACGUCUCAACAAAUGGAAUCGUAUCCGAACUCAUGUCGUUGAAGAACGGAGUUCCUAGUUAUCGAGCUCUUGUGCGAAAUCAGCCGUUCCAGUCUACAUCAUCUUCGCAUCCGGGUCCGCAGAAGAGUCAAAUGCAUUUGAUGACAUUUCGAAAAAGGAGAAAUACUAGAGGAUUCGGAUCUGUAUGCUUAUUCAUGAUUCGAGGAGGCCAGGUCUACGUGCUCAUAGAAGAAUAUGGAUCAGCAGCUGCUCUAAGACUUGAUUUUUCAAAAUUAGCUCGGAACACGCAACGUUUGGCUAGGUCAACUAAACUUUUUGCUGACAAUAAUUGUGACUCUCUUAUAGUUAAAUGCACUAACCUAGUUGGUCUCACAUUGAUCCCCACUUCUGAUGUUUUAUCUACUUUCCUAUCAAUCCAGUUUGAUGGAAACACUUAUUUCUGCCCCAUUCGUUACUCCCCCAGUGUUGUUAGAUAA